Messenger RNA from Aplysia californica (California sea hare), 5488 nucleotides. RefSeq lists its product as uncharacterized. Lineage: Eukaryota; Metazoa; Mollusca; Gastropoda; Aplysiida; Aplysiidae. The record is from RefSeq and is a predicted model, not a curated record.
CAUCAAUCAACUCGCCGGAAAUUAAUCGAGUACUUGGCCGCGCUGGUCCUACUUCCAUUGCCAUGUUUGCCUGACCUGAUCGCAAGAGCUGAUCGCCGAAGCGUGUUCGAUCAUGUUGUACGAGUGGUAACAGUUCGAUCUUGUUUAUUCCGAUAGCCUGUUUUCUCCCAUCCACGAAACUGCUCGGACUCCUGUUUAGUUUUGUUUAUUUCUGCUUGCGAUAGUCGAUAAGUGUUAGCGUAGGUUUUGAGCUGCAGUUUCGUGCUAUUGAAUUAAUUGCGUCGCUCUUCUUAUUGCAGAAGAUUCACAUUGUGCUCCUUGCUUCUGUCACUAUACGUUGAUCACUGCUUCUGUUUGAAUUACAAUCCUGCUGCUUGUAUUUGUAUUGUGUUCCAAUUCGAAGGCAGAUUCAGAUCGAUAUAAGUAGGCCUGCAUCUUAGUCUUAUUCUUAGUGGUGAUAGACUGUGAUUAUUGGAACACAACAGAGUGAGAUGGUUCAGCAUCUGUGAUCGCUGUCAUGGCCUCCACACGUCCGUACACAUUCCAGCCUCAACCCCCACCACUUCCCCGAACAACCGGCGGGAAGAGGGGGCCGUCGGGUCCCAUCAAUAUUGCCUCCUCAUCCAGUGAAGAUGAAGACAGUGACCAGAGCAUUACAGAUUUUAGUCCCCCUGUCCCCAGCAGGCUCUCAGUCACUGAUCUGGCAUCAGGCCCCAGUACAAAGUCCAAUGCCGUCAUAACAGUUUCCAGCCUGUCAAGUCCAAGAAAUAAUUUUGUUACCAAGAAGUCCACAGGGCUGUUGCCGAGCCCGCGGAGUUUAAGUAACGCAUCUCAUGUGAUCAGUGGGAGUUUCAACCACAGUUCUGGGAGUAGCAGUUGCAGCUCCGGGUCCAACAGUCUAUUUGGAAGCAACACAAUAAGUUCUGGUAACGGGAUUAAUGUGGCGAACCACGGCGCCAUUGGACAAAGUGUAACCACCACAACUACAACCCCUCUGAUCAACAAUGCAAACUCUUCGACAUCCUCAUCCCUCCCACCAGCUGUGCCCGGUCCUCUCACCAUUCAAGCCCACAGCACUCUCAACAAUAAGACCAGCGCUUUUACGACACAAAAUUCUUUGACAUCUAACGCUACAAAUAGUACUGCGUCAAGCAGUAUAACCUGCGGAAAUAACGCCGGUGGAAGUAGUAGUAGUAGUAGUGACAAUGGUAACGCCACCAACAGCGCCAAUACAGGUAGCUUAGUAGCAGCAACAACCUCCUCCUCCGCCUCCUCCCCCUCCUCAAGGACAUGUUCUGUUCCAGAAGCUGCUAGCACCAGCCCUAGAGAGAGAUCAUGCAGCCCUGCGUCAAACUUCGCUUACGAGCAUGAUCAUGAUUAUGAAAAUGUUGCGUCUCCGUGCAGUAGUACAGCUAGUGGACCCACGUACGUGAGACCCCCAGGAUUUAACCACCAUGCGCAGGAGAUUACCGUAUCCUCGAAGAACAAGUUGAAGAAGAAAAAGUCGUCAGCAGCUUUUAUUUCAGUCAGGGAUGGGUUUAAGAAGCGAGAGGCAACUCCACCAAAAAUAAAACCGAAAAGAGAACCCCUUCCCAUGAAGCUCCGCGCCCUGCCCCAGUCCUUCUGGCAACAGCCAAACGUGGCCCACCAGGUGUCGCCCGCCACGCUCUUCCCCAUCUUGCCGCCGCUGUCACAGAAGGAGAGCGAGGAGAUUAUGGACAGAGGAAAACAGUCCCAAAGAGCAGCACUAAGGGCCUUUUUCUGGGGAAUGACCCCUACCUUGUGGAGGAUGUAACUGACAAGAUAUUCCCCACCCUCACCCUGGAGGGCUCCAGACACCUGUCAGGGGGAGGCAACACAUCCUUACAGCUCAUCACUCUGAAGGAAGGGGACAGAACCGUGACCCUCCCCUCCCUCAGUAUGGAGCAGAGUUACCCCCAGAUGCUGUCUGAGCUUGUGAUGCAUAUUUAAUUUAAUUUACGAUGGCGUGUUCGCACGUUUGUUUCACGUUCUGGUUUCUUGCUGGUGCAGUUAGGCGACCAUUAUUUUGAAUUCAUUAUAAUAAGUCUGUUUGACUGCGAAAGGGUUGAUUUUUUUUUCCUAGUAGGUCAGGAUAAUUCAAAUAGUCGUAAGACAACAGGAGUCAGAACCGCUCUCUAUCGGUUGGGUACCACCACAUAUAAUCCGUAACCUUUUUUGGCACUGAAAUAGAAUGUUUUUGGGUUUUUUGCACCUACUGCAAUAUUAGUUUACAGUUAAAAUUGCAAUUGUCCAAGAAGUCCUCUCACUGUCGAGGAUCAACGUAGUUGUCUUGGACAGAUGAAAAUCUUGGACUGCACCAUUAUGAUCGAGAAAAAAAGUGGGAUGUGGUCUUUUGUACAGGUGAUUGUCUUGGACACGUAGCCAUUAGAGAAGGUCCGACUGUAUAUAUCUCUAUGUUAUGCACAUUUGACCCUCAGAUGCUCUGCUGUUAAGUGCUCACCUUGAGACUAUAUGUGUAUAUAUUAUGGGUAUCUAGGAAAGACUUGGCCCUUUAAAGCACUGUGAUUUCCUGAACCAAUAGAAGCAAUGGCAUGCUUUUGAGUCGCCUAAUGAUAACUGCUACAUAUACAAUACUGUAUAUUGAGGUGUGUUUUCGAAUUUAAAAGGGAAUAAAAAGUGCAUGCACACAGGCAUAGCUCUCUUAACAAUCUGUUAGUACCCAGAUUAUUACCAGAAGAUUAUCAGUUUACACGGUAGGGCCUAUACUUAAAAAUGGACAGACUUUCGAAUUCAAAAUUUUAGUCGUCUAAUAGUGCUUUUAAGGUAAUUUGCACUGCGUGUCUUUUAUGAUAGAGAAUUCCUUCCUGUUGUUUUAAAGAGAAUGUGUGCACAUUUAUAUGGGCAUGGGGUUUUAUCUUUCAUUUUUAUUUUUAUCCAAGGCCCAAGUCUAAAAGAUGCAAAUGCAUUAAUCACAAGGUCUGUGUUUUGACUCAAAGCAAAAAAAAACUGCUCAUUUAAAUACAAAAUCCAGAAAUGUAAAUUUGAAGGAAAAAAAUGUUUUAAAGCCUCAAAAUUUAGUUUUCUGCUCUUGGUCUUUGAUCUUGACAAUAUUGAGCUACUCUUUUCCUGCCUGGGUCUGUUCAACUUUCACAAGUGUCACAGCUUCCGCAGACUUUAUUUUCUAGGUGCUAAAAUAAAUGUUUGAAUUUUGUUAGAUUUGUUCAGCCUUUGUGCAAUCGAUUACUGACUAAUACAUCUGUCACUAGUAAUAACAUCAUUGAUCAUUUCAGUGAUAAUAUAGCCAAUUGAUUCAAACAGGAAAUUAGUUUGAAAGCAUUGAGAUAGAUUUGAAGUUUCCCAAAUCAUCAAGGAUUUUUAAAAAUCUUUCUAUAUAUUGUAAAGGUUCAACAUCAAAGACUAUGUGACAGCCAGUUGGCUUUUGAGAUACCGAAGCCUUUCUUGGUUCUGAUUUUACUUCUUUUUUUUUUGUUAACCCUUUGUCCUUUUUGCCCUGCUUCCAAGACGGAAAAUUGAGCUGGAUGAUUGUCCAAACUUUCAAUUAUCAAUAUAUUAUUUUUACAUCAAAUAGGUUUCAAACUAUCCAUUUAUAUCCUUCCUUAGUUCAGUUUAAAGUUUUUGUUUGUAAGAUUUGUUUAAUUUAUGAUACGAGUCGAACUCUAAAAUAGAGCUGGACAGAUAAAAAUCAUGGUUAAAAUCAAAUCAGUAAUGCAGGCAUAUUGUUCAGCAGUAAAACUGCUCGGGGAUUUUUGGGGUUUAAACUUGGCUUCCAUUUCAUGAAGCUACAAUAUUAUUCAAGAACCAUCAUGCAAAAGACCAUAGCAAAGAGUCUGUACUAUAAGGAACAAAAAACCCAAAACAAAUUAAAUAAUGUACAAUACAAGGGGCAUAACCAUAUAAAUACUUUUAUUCUUGCCUCAAGUUUUACAAAAAUGUAAUCUCCUUUAUCUCAUCCUCCUCACAUCUAUAAAUUAUAAUAUAUACAUAAUGAAGGGAAUAAAGUUCAGCUCACAGUGAGCCUAGCUUAUAAUGAAAGCGGGGCAAAAUUGGAAAUUCAAAAUUUCUUGCCUUAAAAAAUAUCCCUAUUACACCAAAAGAAUAGUAAGGCAUACCCUUACACCUUUGUGGAUUCCAACACCAUAUUGACCAUAAUAUCUCUUGUUUGGAGCACAUCAAGGAAGUCGAGAUCUGAAGGGAGGAAAGCAUUACUUGGAUAUUCUUUUUCCUCUAUGUCUACCGUCAAGGCAAAGCUUUAUCAAGCUUACGGCUUUAAGAUCAUCUGUCAAGGUAUGAGACUCUUCUUCAUGGGUUAGAUUGGUCAUACCAGUUUCCAGUCAGGUGUUCUAAAGGACAAAGGGUUAAAAGUGUGUAAAUGUCAGGAAAAAGCUGUGACUGUGAUACAAUGACAAUAUGAUAAUGACAUGAAUGUUUACUUGUUGAUUCACAAAUUUUCUAUUUGGUGUCACUGAGUGCUUAGAGACACAUUCCUACUUCCAAACAUUCCACUGUAACAUACUGCAAAGUGUACGAUAUUGUAAAACCAAGCUGUACUUAUUUAUUCUAUCUUGUCCGUUUUGUCAUGUAACACUUCUGACUUCUAGGAGUCAGAUUUCAUUCCAUUUGAGAAAAUUUAACUUAAUAUUUAUUGUACUUACUUCUCAUAUAUAUUAUUAUCUUUCUUGUCUGUUAAUUGUUGUUGUUCAAGUUUAUUGUAUUUUUUUCACCUAUAAUGGAUCCUAUAUUUGUAUAUGAAGUCUGAAAUGUACACAGAAUUUGAAAACUUGCCAACUAGUGUCCAAUUGUGUCUUUUAUGAGCGGGUGAAUUUUGAUAAGUAAGAUGAAAUAAAAGGCCAAUUUCAUCAGUCCUUAUGGGGAAAAUCAUUCGCAGUGACAUUUAUACACAAUAUAGGCCUACAUACACACAUACGUAAGAUAAUUUAUCCACAUCGCACAGAAAACAAAAUUUCACAAAUACAGAUAUAGUCAACACUCCCUUGCAGUUUGCCACUGUGCAGUACCCUGUUUUUUGCUCUGCUUCCAUACGAGAAGUGUUAAGAACUAGAGCAAGACAAAGGAGGAGCUGUAGGGUGCUGUGAGCUGAUUGUUAUCAGCACUGCAAUAUAGACAACACUUUUGAUUUCUCUUGGUUCGCAUUUCUGGUUUCGAACACAAGCUAUCAAGAGAGUCACAAGGCGUUGUCCUCAAGCUAUUUCGCUACCUUGGAAUUACAAAGUUCUAUCUGACAUUUUUGGCCAUUUUGACUCACUAAGACCAUGUGGUCAGAAACCAAAUGUUCUAUCUGCUCUAUCAAAAUUGUAAGACUAUUCGGAUUUUUUUUCGAGAUAUUCAAAGAAUUAUAUUCGAAUAAGCUUGACACUAUUUCAAACUCAAAAUCGCUUACGCCAAAUUUCUCGAAACUAGGUAUUGAGCAGAUAGAACUUUGUAGUUCUCAGGUAGAGAUUUGUGUUGAUAGUCCUCAAAUGAGUGU